Molecule: messenger RNA, 2100 nt
Organism: Sesamum indicum (sesame)
Lineage: Eukaryota; Viridiplantae; Streptophyta; Magnoliopsida; Lamiales; Pedaliaceae
Source: RefSeq, a predicted model, not a curated record
AUGGUGAAGAGGAAUGUCGCUAGGAAUUCCAUCGGGGCGGUCACUAGGGCGGACGGGACUGUUAUAACUGCUGCCGAGGGUAUUGCCCAAGAGUUCGUUGAUUACUACACAUCACUCUUGGGCACCGAGGCUCACACCCUCCCUGUCGACGAUGGUGUGUUUGAAUGGGGCCCCAUACUCACCUCCGAGCAUACUGCGGAGCUUUGCCGGGCAGUCACACCGUUGGAGGUCAAGGAUGUCAUAUUCCACAUUAGCGCAACAAGGCUCCCGGCCCAGAUGGAUAUUCCUCGUGCUGUUUCAAGAAAGCAUGGAACAUUGAGUGGGCGGAUGCUACGGCAGCUCAACCACACUAUCAUUGCCCUUGUGCCGAAAUCAGAUCAUUCCACCUUUGUUGUGGAUUACCGGUCGAUUUCGUGCUGCAAUGUGAUCUACAAGGCCAUCACGAAAAUCAUCUCGGACCGGCUAGCGCCUGUUUUGGAGCAUUUGAUUGAUCGAUGCCAAGCAGCGUUCGUUGGCGGCCGCAAUAUCACCGACAAUAUUUUUCUGGCCCAAGAAAUGGUGCGGCAGUACUCGAGGAAACGGAUUUCACCUCGAUGUACUAUCAACGUCGACCUACGCAAGGCAUUCGAUUCGGUCUCAUGGUCAUUUCUCGCUCGAGUGCUUCACGGGUAUGGUUUUCCACCACUGUUUAUAAAUUGGAUUAUGGAAUGCAUUUGCAGUUCUUUUUCAGUGGCGUUGAACGGCUCCAUUCACGGGUUUUUUUCGGGGAAGAAAGGCCUAAGGCAAGGAGACCCGAUGUCGCCGGCCCUCUUCCUUCUUUGCAUGGAAUAUUUCAAAGGCCUAAGGCAAGGAGACCCGAUGUCGCCGGCCCUCUUCCUUCUUUGCAUGGAAUAUUUCUCUCGACUAGUCAAGAGGAAAACAACCAAUUCGCACUUCAACUUCCACCCCAAGUGCGAGAAGCUGAAAAUCACGCACCUCUUCUUCGCCGACGACCUCAUGCUUUUCUCUCGUGGCGACCUUCCAUCUAUCCACGUCUUGAUGGAAUGUCUCCAAGAGUUCAGGGACACAUCCGGCCUCACCGUCAAUACCUCGAAGUCAAGCAUUUUCACAGCGGGCAUCCAAUAUGAGGAGCUUGACGGGAUUCUCGCCCGAACGGGAUUUGCGUUGGGGGUGGAGUGCUUCUGGCUCCAAGUUUUCCCACUUCCAGCAGCGGUCAUCGAGAAAAUCCACCGACUUUGCAGGAACUUUCUAUGGAACUCUCGAAGGGCACCGGUCGCUUGGGAGGAAAUCUGCCAUCCCAAGGAAGAAGGUGGACUCGAAAUUCGACACAUACAGUCUUGGAACGUGGCCCUCCUUGCCCGUGUAUUAUGGAACAUUCACCGCAAGGCAGACACAUUGUGGGUGCAGUGGGUCAACGGUGCCUACCUUAGAGGCGCAUCAAUCUGGGACUGGCAAUCGAAGAAGGGGGAUUCUCCACUCCUCCAACGGCUUGCCGAUAUUCGCAACAGGGUGGUCACUGAUUUUGGGUCUCCGGAGGCAGCAAUUGUAGAAAUGACGAGAUGGUCCACCCCGAAGGGUCUCCAAACGUCGAGAGCUUAUGAGUACUUCAGGCCGAAACUUGCGAGGCAGCCUUGGAAAGCGGCUAUAUGGAAGGCAUUUAUCCCACCGAAGUACUCAUUCAUCUUGUGGCUUGGCUUGCGCGGUAGACUAGCUACAAGGGACAGACUUGGAUUCCUCCAAGAGGAGGAUUUGUGCUCGCUAUGCAUCAAUACCAAGGAAUCGGCUAAGCAUCUUUUUUUUGAGUGUCCGUUCAGCAACUUCGUUUGGGCACGCAUCCGGCACUGGAUUGGCAUUAACCGGACUAUGUCAACCCUUCAAAGUGCGGUCAAGUGGCUCAAGAAGGAGAAGACAGGUUCUUCCGUGCAGAACAAAGCGCGACACCUCGCUUUGGCAUGCACGGUGUACACACUUUGGAGGCAGCGCAACGAAGUCAUUUUCGAGGGGUCAACGGCCUGUCCCGAGAGGCUUAUAAAUUUAGUCAAGGUUACAUUGUAUAGGGUCCUUUGGACACUCUUCCCACACGGUUUUGAUCGUUCUUAA